AACAAAAGGACUCUAUACAACGGAGAGAGUAGUAAUAGUGGUCAUUUCAUUAUUCCAACCGAGUAACGCCGUUUCCUUUCCCACCAACGGAUUUUCCUCUUCCGCUUCCGCUUCCGUAACCGUCGUCGUCGCUCCUUCGCUUCUCGAUAACUCUUACGUUAGACGCUGUCCUCCAAACGGGAUCUCGUCGUGGGAAUAAAGAGGAUUCAUUCGGAUUGGUUUCAACACGAAUCGUUUUGGCUUCCGGGAUAUUUUCUUAUUAUUGCCUUUUUUUUAAAAAAAAUUUUUCCUCGGGCGUUGACUUGCGUUGAAGCAUGUUGAACCGUGCGUCAAAUGUUUCGGCUGAAGUGGUUGGUUCGGGUGAGAGUGAGGAUGAGCUGUAUGAGCAGCUGUGGAAGGCUUGCGCGGGACCACUUGUGGAUGUUCCUCGUGUUGGCCACAGAGUGUUCUAUUUUCCGCAAGGUCACAUGGAGCAAUUGGAGGCUUCAACCAACCAGGAAUUGAAUCAGAGGAUUCCUCUGCUGAAGCUUCCCACGAAGAUCCUUUGUCGUGUCAUCAACGUUCAUUUACUGGCUGAACAAGAAACGGACGAGGUUUAUGCGCAGAUCACUUUGGUGCCGGAAUCUAAUCAAGAUGAGCCUACAAGUGCUGAUCCAUGCACUGCUGAACCUCAAAGGGCACCGGUUCACUCGUUCUGCAAGGUCUUAACUGCUUCAGAUACCAGCACCCAUGGUGGCUUCUCGGUUCUCAGGAAACAUGCCACGGAAUGCCUUCCUGCGUUGGACUUGUCCCAACCAACACCAACUCAGGAAUUGGUCGCGAAGGAUCUUCAUGGCUAUGAAUGGCGCUUUAAGCAUAUAUUUAGAGGUCAACCUCGCAGACACUUGCUCACGACUGGAUGGAGUACUUUUGUGACAUCCAAGAGAUUGGUUGCUGGAGAUACCUUUGUCUUUUUGAGAGGGGCCAAUGGGGAGUUACGUGUUGGUGUGAGACGUCUAGCUCGUCAGGCAAGUAGCAUGCCUUCAUCUGUGAUUUCCAGUCAGAGCAUGCACCUGGGAGUUCUCGCAACCGCUUCUCAUGCUGUUUCAACUCAGACUCUUUUUGUAGUAUAUUAUAAGCCAAGGACGAGCCAGUUCAUCAUAGGCGUGAACAAGUAUUUGCAGGCCAUGGACAACAAGUUUAGCGUUGGCAUGAGGUUUAGGAUGAGAUUUGAGGGGGAUGAUUCUGCUGAGACUGACAAAAGAUUUUCGGGUACUAUAGUUGGAGUGGAAGAUAUUUCUCCUUAUUGGGUAAAUUCAAAAUGGCGAUCCCUCAAGGUUCAAUGGGAUGAACCUGCAGCUGUUCCAAGACCUGAUAGGGUUUCACCAUGGGAGAUAGAACCCUUUGUUGCUUCUGCUUCUACUCCUUCGGUCCAACCUGCUAUAGUAAAGACUAAAAGGCCCCGACCUCCCAGCGAAAUUCCAGAAGUUGACACGACGUCUGCUGCUUCUGUUUUCUGGGAUGCUGGUCUGCCACAGGCUGAUAAUAUGGCACAAAUCAAUGUUUUGGCUGAAAGCAAACGGAAUGAAAAUACUGGUACAUGGCAUCAUUUGCAAACUGACAUGAAUAGUAAAAGCAACAGCAACAACACUAUGUUGAGGAAUCAGACAGAAGGAAGUUGGCUAUCUUCUCCCCAUUCCAGUUGCCCACCUCACUUGUUUCAGGACACAACAGAUGAUAGCAAGAGUGUCUCAGCUUGGCCUGUUUCAAAGCCUCCCUCAUCCAGAUUGAACCAUGACCAUGCACCCGACCAAGUUGACAAGGAGAGCAAAGUUGAGACAGCUACAAGUUAUCGUUUAUUUGGAAUUGAGCUUAUUGAUCAUUCUAGGAACUCACCUGCUUUGGAGAAGGCAUCUGCACAUGCAGUAAAUGUACCCAAAGUUACUACCGAAGGCAGUGCCAGCACCUUGUCCCGAGCCGAUGCUGGCCAAAAGUCGGAGGUACCAAGGGCUUCUUCGAAAGAGAGGAAACAAGAACAGCAACAAGUAUCCCCAAAGGAGAGUCAGAGCAAGCAAAUUUGUCGAAGUCGCACCAAGGUUCAAAUGCAGGGUGUUGCGGUGGGGCGUGCUGUGGAUUUGACCAUGUUGGAUGGGUAUAAGCAACUUAUAAAUGCAUUGGAGGAGAUGUUUGACAUAAAGGGACAACUUCAACACAGGAAUAAAUGGGAAAUUGUCUUCACCGAUGACGAAGGGGACAUGAUGCUUGUAGGAGAUGAUCCAUGGCCUGAGUUCUGUAAUAUGGUGAGAAGAAUCUUCAUUUGUUCAAGUCAGGAUGUGAAGAAGAUGAGUUCUGGAAGCAAACUUCCAAUCUCUUCUUCAGUGGAAGAUGGGACCGUAAUAAGCUCAGACACAACCGAAACCUGAAACUGUGACAUUCUUUCUUGUGGUUUUACGUAUGUUUGUCAGCACCCAAAUGCUGAUCCCUUCUUGUUGCUUCAAUUGUUUGAGGGAAAGAAGUUAGUCUAUAUUUGGGCUGGGUAAGUUUCAUGUUAUUAGAUGUGAAACACUAGCUAAUUGUAACUUAAUUUGUAGAGACACCAGACAUUAAUUGUGCUAGAAAGACCAAAACAGAUUUCUUUAAUAAAUUAGUGGGAGAAGGCAAAUUAGGCUUUAGCAUCUUGUGAAUAUUCAAUGUUUUAAGUUAGACAAAGAAUGUUGGGGGGUUCAUGUUUCAAAGACUUUGCCUUAAGGGCUUAUUCAUUCAUGAUUUGUAUGCAUAUAAUGUGCACUGUGGUGCCCUCUAAAAUUCUAGUCUGGGUGAGUCAAAUGUGUCUGUUGCCGUCAUCUGUGAAUGUAAAUUAUGGCAUUAAAUUGCUUCAAUUGUAUUGUUCAGAAAUGCAGUGGUCCACUGUGCCAGUGAGUCACUGAUUACCCUGACAAAUGGGUUGAAUCUUGCAAGGUGGUGGCACCCCUCAAAAUUCAACAACAGUAAAAUUUCAUGUUACCUCUCAAA
Molecule: messenger RNA, 2991 nt
Organism: Cajanus cajan (pigeon pea)
Lineage: Eukaryota; Viridiplantae; Streptophyta; Magnoliopsida; Fabales; Fabaceae
Product: auxin response factor 9
Biological process (GO): response to hormone; regulation of DNA-templated transcription
Cellular component (GO): nucleus
Molecular function (GO): DNA binding
Source: RefSeq, a predicted model, not a curated record